AGCGCGUCCCUGUCCCUGUCGGGGUCCCGGCGCUGCCCAGUGCCCCAGCCAUGGCAGAGGAGCACGGAGAGCUGGAGGGGAUCAUCGUCAAGGACCAGCACACCAAGGAGAUCGACCUGGUCAACAGAGACCCCAAGCACAUCAACGAGGACGUGGUGAAGGUGGAUUUUGAGGACGUGAUAGCUGAGCCCGUGGGAACUUACAGCUUCGACGGCGUCUGGAAAAGCAGCUACACCACCUUCACCGUCAGCAAGUACUGGUGCUACCGGCUGCUCUCUGCCCUCCUGGGCGUGCCCCUGGCCGUCGUCUGGGGCUUCCUCUUCGCCCUCAUCUCCUUCUGCCACAUCUGGGCAGUGGUGCCCUGCAUCAAGAGCUACCUGAUCGAGAUCCAGUGCGUCAGCAGGAUCUACUCCCUCUGCAUCCACACCUUCUGUGACCCGCUCUUUGAGGCGCUCGCAAAGAUCUGCAGCAACGUCCGAGUUGCCGUCCGGAAGGAGAUUUAGGUCCUGGCAGCUGCCCCAGCACCCUCACACAGCCACCUCUGUGCAGGCUGCCUGCCCUUGGGCACACAGACACCCCUGUCCUGUGAGGGAUCUGCACAUGGACACCCCUGUCCAGUGAGGGACCUGCACAUGGACACCCCUGUGAGGGAUCUGCACAUGGACACCCCUGUGAAGGAUCUGCACAUGGACACCCCUGUCCAGUGAGAGAUCUGCACAUGGACAGCCCAGUGAGGGAUCUGCACAUGGACACCCCUGUCCAGUGAGGGACCUGCACAUGGACACCCCUGUGAGGGAUCUGCACAUGGACACCCCUGUGAAGGAUCUGCACAUGGACACCCCUGUCCUGUGAGGGAUCUGCACAUGGACACCCCUGUCCUGUGAGGGACCUGCACAUGGACACCCCUGUCCUGUGAGGGCCCCACACGGACCCCGUGGCGCA
Messenger RNA from Onychostruthus taczanowskii (white-rumped snowfinch), 942 nucleotides. It is a transcript of the gene CAV3, whose product is annotated as caveolin 3. The record is from RefSeq and is a predicted model, not a curated record. Gene Ontology annotation, molecular function: connexin binding; molecular adaptor activity; transmembrane transporter binding. NCBI's taxonomy places the organism in Eukaryota, Metazoa, Chordata, Aves, Passeriformes, Passeridae. The transcript is spliced from 2 exons. Gene Ontology annotation, cellular component: caveola. Gene Ontology annotation, biological process: caveola assembly; regulation of membrane depolarization during cardiac muscle cell action potential. The coding region runs from base 51 to 503 and encodes 150 amino acids.